Messenger RNA from Dimorphilus gyrociliatus, 1496 nucleotides. NCBI's taxonomy places the organism in Eukaryota, Metazoa, Annelida, Polychaeta, Dinophilidae. The record is from the annotation of a GenBank genome assembly.
CAUUUCUAAAUUGAACAGUGUUGUCUUCUACAUGUGUAUUGCACAGUAAGGUUUUCUAUAAAUGACGAGAAUAAAAUGAAUAUUGCGCUGAUUUUGAUAAUCCUACGAAUUUGUCACCUAUUCUCCUCGAUCAAUGCUGCUAAAGAGGGAGAUAUUAGGUUGAUGGGAGAUUCCAGCCACGCCGGCAGGUUAGAAUACUAUUAUGACAGCGCUUGGGGGACGGUCUGUCAUUCUGGGAGCGAUAUGGGCCUAAUUUACAAAAUAGUAUGCCUUCAAUUAGGCUUUAGCGAAGGGGCAAGUUUGAAAGACAUAAAACCCGGAACCGGUAAAAUAUGGCUGGAACAUGUGCAGUGCGAGGUUAAUGUAACAAAGCUGUCGAAUUGCAAAUUACGUUAUCAUGAUGAAAAAAGCUCGUGGAAGUGCGAUCAUUCAGAUGAUGUCGGUGUGAUUUGUAAUAAUUCUGCACCUAGUACAGUUAAGUCAUCUACUGUACAAACGACUAAAACGAAGUUUACAUUUUUUCCACCGACAUCAACCAAAGUGCCUGAAGCUUCUUCAUUUUCUCCAAUAAUACUCUCACUGAUCGUUGUUCUAUCAAUAUUCAUUUGCGCCUUUGGAAUGGGUAUUUCUUUUUUCUUCUGGAAUUAUAGAAAGGAGCAAAGAAUAAGGCAAAGACAAGAGGAGAGAAGGCAAAGACGCAUUGAAGUCCUACCUUCUAGUCAGCAAAUAGCACAGUUACCUAACGGAUCACCCCCAAUGUUUGUUAUGCAGCCAAAUUACACUAUCAAUCAACCUAUACGCCUUAAUAGUCUGAAUCAACCUCCACCGUACGAUAACGAAUCGGUAAAACCACCUGAUUAUAAUCAAGUCACCGAAAGUAAAAGUCCCCCUCCCUAUACGCCUACUGUAACUGAUCAAAUGCCAAAUGUUUAUAAUUGACAAAACUAAUAAUAAAAAUAAAAGUGUUUUGAGGCACUUGUGAUAAAGAAAAUAUUUGAAAUAAGUAUGUUAUUAGAGCAAAUAUCGAAAUUUCUCGUCUUUAGCUUAAUCCCUCACAAUUUACUUUUUACUUAUUAAAUUGUCUUUCAAUUGUACAAAGAGUUUAGCUAAUAUGGGCUCCACCUAUUAUUUGCUUGCAAAUGAUCCAUUUUAGAAAGUUUUUUUUUUCAUUGUAAUCGUGUCAACUUGAAUAGAGAAAAGUGUUUUUUCAUUGAUUGAUCAAAACAUAAUAGAUCGUUUCUUUAUAAUUUCAGAACCACAAUUUUUUUCCUUCCUCUCUCCCCCACCCUCCCACUCGCUCUCUAUCUAUCCAUCUACCUAUCUUCCCAUCUUCCUCUCCUUCCUUUUCAAUACCUUUUAAUAACAUAUUUAUUUUCUUUUUGAUUGUUCUUUUAUUUACACCUUCCUCAAAUCCUUGUUUUUCUUCUCAUACUUUUAACCCCUAUAGUUUACUCUGAUUGAUUGAUUCGAACAACACCAAUUCAUUUAUGAUAAGC